GCUCAUACGAAUAUGACUUGUUUUGUCUCUAUCGCUUUCUUCUUCUUCUUCUUCUUCUUCUUUAGCUACUGUGAGGCACAAAAGGCUUCAGCUCUGUAUGUGUUUGGAGACUCACUUGUGGAUGUUGGCAACAACAAUUUUCUCAAGCUUUCCAUUGUGAAGGCCAACCAUUUCCCCUACGGCAUUGAUUUUCCCACUAAGAAACCCACCGGAAGGUUCAGUAAUGGCAAGAAUGCCGCCGAUUUCAUUGCCGAGGAAUUGGGUUUGCCAACUUCAACACCUUACUUAUCUCUGCUUUCGGAGGCAAAGAACAACAAAAACAAUGUAUCUUUCACGGGAGGGACAAGCUUUGCCUCUGCUGGGGCUGGAAUAUUCGAUGGGUCCGACGAACGCUACAGGCAGUCAAUUCCUUUGACGAAGCAAGUGGAUUACUACGUGGAAGCACACGAUGAAAUGGCAAAGCAAAUAGGAAUCUCUGAUUUACAAGACCAUCUCUCAACUUCCAUCUUCGCUGUUGUAAUUGGCAGCAACGAUCUGUUCGGCUACUUUGAUUCAUCCAAACUCCGUCACAAAAGCACCCCUCAGCAGUACGUGGACUCCAUGGUUUCCUCCCUCACAGCCCAACUUCAGCGAAUAUACGAUAAUGGGGGGCGCAAGUUUGAGAUAGCUGGCGUAGGCGCUCUUGGGUGCUGCCCAGCGUAUAGGUUGAAGAACAAGACAGAAUGUCAAGAAGAGAUCAAUCAUUGGGCACUUAAAUACAAUGAAGGCCUCAAAUCAACGUUGAAGGAAUGGCAAUCCCAGAACGAAGGUCUUACCUACUCUUUCUUUGACACCUACGCCGCCAAUUACGACCUCAUCCUCAACCCUUCUUCUCAUGGAUUUUCGGAAGUAAAAGCAGCAUGUUGUGGGCUGGGGGAGCUUAGAGCGAGGGUUCCAUGUCUGCUGGUGACUAGCUUUUGUCCUAAUAGAAACGAUCAUAUCUUUUGGGAUCAAUACCAUCCUACUGAAGCAGCUUCUCGUAUCUUCGCUGAUAGAAUUUUCAAUGGACCAUCUCAAUACACUUCACCCAUUACUAUGAAACAACUCCUAGCCCUUUGAACUUGGCUAGUACAUUCAUUAAAUGACAUCCAUGUCACAUAGUUCCUUUUAUGCUUGCAUCUUCCGCAUAGCAAUAGAAGUGAAAGUGAAAGUGAGUUGUAAAGGUAUGUUUGGUGAAAGCAGGAUAAGAAAUUUAUUUAUUGAAAAGACGAGAAUGCCCAUGAAAUUCAAGAGCAAUAUAAUCACUGAGUUUGUUUAGUCUC
Neltuma alba is the source of this 1301-nucleotide messenger RNA. Its product is annotated as GDSL esterase/lipase At5g55050-like. NCBI's taxonomy places the organism in Eukaryota, Viridiplantae, Streptophyta, Magnoliopsida, Fabales, Fabaceae. The transcript has 5 exons. The record is from RefSeq and is a predicted model, not a curated record. Bases 13 to 1098 code for a protein of 361 amino acids. Gene Ontology annotation, molecular function: hydrolase activity, acting on ester bonds.